CUUUCUUUUGUUUUGAUCACCAUCUUUGUACGGGGCGGUGGUGAGGUGGAAAAGCGCCGAAAUAAAAAAAAAUCUACUGCCCGGAAAACAAGUGGCCAUAUAAAAUGCACGGUUGAAUGUGGCCGGACCAUCAUUUGCUUGCGGAUCGAUUGACCGAUCGGGGGUUGUGCAGCGCUCUCUCUCUCUGUCUCAGUGUUUUCCAAGUGGUGGGAUUUCUACCAUGAAGUUAUUCUUAGUACUGUCGAUGGCUUUGGCCAUAGCCGUUGGAGCGGCCAUCGAAAAGCCUGCUGAGAAGGUGGAAGCGGACAAGGAUUCGGAAAAGACGGAGUCCAAAGUGGAAGAAAGUGACGCCAAAGUGCAGGAGAAGCGUGGCCUGUUUGAUUUCGGAUAUGGAGCCGAACCGGAGUUGCACGGUGGGUUCAAGCCGUCGUUUGGAGUUGAUUCCGGCAGUGUGGCGUCGAGUCGCCAUUAUGAUGACUAUAUCCACGAGGAUCACCAAACGGUGAUCCACAAGGAGGUGAAAGUGCCGUAUCCGGUUGAGGUGGAAAAGCACGUGUACGUCGAGAAGAAGGUCCCAGUUCAUAUCGACCGACCCGUGCCUUACCCGGUGACCGUGGAGAAGAAGGUUCCAGUUUACAUCGAAAAGCAUGUUCCAUAUCCGGUGGAUCGCCCCGUGCCAUAUCCAGUGAAGGUUCCAUAUCCGGUCCAUGUUGAGAAGAAGGUCCCAGUGUACGUUGAGAAGGAGGUUCACGUUGACCGCCCGGUCCCGUAUCCGGUCCACGUGGAGAAAGAAGUCCCAGUUUACAUCGAGAAGAAGGUCCCCGUGAUAGUCGAGAAGAAAGUUCCGGUCCGCGUUGAGGUUCCCGUUCCGGUAGUUCAUAGAGUCGAGGUUCCCGUUGACAAGCCGUACCCCGUCCACGUUCCGAAGCCAUACCCCGUGUACAUCGAGAAGGAGGUCAUCAAGCACGUCGAUCGCCCAGUGCCAGUAGAAGUUGAGAAACCGGUUCAUGUCCCGGUGUACCACAAGGUCGAAGUCCAGAAGCCGUACCCAGUGUACGUCGAAAAACCAGUUUAUGAGGACAAGGAGAGUGAAGAGUAUCAGCACCGUUACGAGCAGUACAAGCAUCACCAACAUCAGCAGGAAGAGCAGUACCAGCAUCACCAACAUCAACAGGACGAACAGCACCACGUGGGUCCCAGCUAUAUCCGCGAUCCGAUCCACGUGGUCGAUGAACGGUCUCAUCAGGCAAGCCACGAAAGCCAGGAGCAUCAUCCCGACCAGCAGGAGUACGCUGAAUCGUCCAAGAAGGAGGUGAAAAGCGUGGUGCCAGCUGCCAAACCGGCCGACGACAAGCCAAAACACCAGGAGCAGCACCAUCACAUCCCGUCCCAUCGUGCCAACAACGAUCAGGAGGAUUUGAACAAUCUUGAGUAUCCAGACGAGGUGGAGAAUAUGAACGAUCUAUGGCGCAACAUGAAAAAGCUGCUGUUCCACUCAAAUUCGCGUUUGGAAUCCAAAAUCGAUGCGUGCAAAACGAGUAUCGACGAUCUUGAGGAUGAGUUUGUCGCUCUGAGAAAGGAAUGCGGAGAACAAAUGGACACCAUGAAUCGCCAGGUGAUUGCCGUCGAGUUCGGGCUGCAACAAACUGCCGAGGAAGUCGCUAGGCUGGAACGGGCGUCGGAGUUGAUCAUUUCCGGGAUACCUUAUCAACUGACUGAGGAUCUUGUUCACUUCUUUCGGAACAUCGCCACGGUGCUCGGUUACGCCCAUGCUCCGAUUGUUGACGUGCAGCGUCUGGCUAAGCUGCCGAUCGUAGCUGGAUCAGCACCACCAAUUCUUUGUCAGUUUGCCCUCCGUAACGUGCGAAACGACUUUUACCGGCGCUAUUUGACGAAUCGGAGCCUGUCGCUGCGGCAUAUCGGUUUCGAUGCUGACAAAAGAAUUUUCAUCAACGAAAACCUUACGAAACUGGCCAGGGAAAUUCGUAGUGAAGCACUGAAGAUGAAGAAAGCUGGAGUUUUCACCCAGGUGUUCACCAGGAAUGGCGCGGUCUACGUGAAGCGCCAAGGCCAGUCUUCGCCAGUUUUCGUCGUUCUGUCUGUGGCGGUGGCCCUCGUUGCCGGUGCGGCUAUUGACUCCGAAAGUAAAAAGAUCGAGAAGCGUGGCCUGUACGAGCUGGAGGACCAUGAUGACAUUGUUGACUUUGAUGACCACCACGUGGGCAAGGAGGUGACCAUCACCAAGAAAGUGCCCGUUUACAUCGAGAAGAAGGUUCCCGUGUAUGUCGAGAAGAAGGUCCACGUGCCGGUUGAUCGGCCAGUGUACGUGCCGUACAAGGUUCCAGUGGAAGUUCCCGUAGUGCACAAGGAGUACGUUGAAGUCCCGAAGCCAUACGCGGUGCACGUAGCCAAGCCGUACCCGGUCGUCGUGAAGAAACAUAUCUACGUCGAGAAACCAGUAGGAUUGUCGGUGCACAUUAAGCAUCGCAAGCAUUAACGUGUGAUUUAGUAAAUUUAAUUAAUAUAAAUGUGAUUCUAGUGAUGUGACUGAGCCUUUGAGAGACUAUGAAUUAUGAGAGUUUGACUGUUGUAUGAAUCGAAUAAAGUAUAUCAUGUGGAAUGUCUGUAUUAUGUAAA
Molecule: messenger RNA, 2637 nt
Organism: Culex pipiens pallens (northern house mosquito)
Lineage: Eukaryota; Metazoa; Arthropoda; Insecta; Diptera; Culicidae
Exons: 4
Coding region: 221-2497 (758 amino acids)
Source: RefSeq, a predicted model, not a curated record